Molecule: messenger RNA, 1323 nt
Organism: Penicillium chermesinum
Lineage: Eukaryota; Fungi; Ascomycota; Eurotiomycetes; Eurotiales; Aspergillaceae
Exons: 4
Coding region: 1-1323 (440 amino acids)
Source: RefSeq, a predicted model, not a curated record
AUGGGCUUUGGCUUGGAGACGCGGGAUGCAGCCGCCACCGCCGCGUACAGGACGACCGUUGAACUUUGGACGCUAUACUCCGUGGGAGUCUGCGUGACAAUCCUGAGGACAUACGCUCGAAUAACAGCCCAUGGCUGGAGGAAACUGCGACUAGAUGAUUAUCUGAUAUGGGUUGCGAUUGUCUUCUAUACCGCGCAGACAGCGCUUGCAUAUAGUGUCGGAAAUGUAGCCGGUGGCCUCGCAAAUAACGGCAUGACACCUGCACAGAGAGCGAGUUUGUCCACCAAUGACCCGGAAUACCAUGCCAGGGUAGUGGGCUCCAAGAUCCAGAUUGCAGGCUGGACGACUUACGUCGCGUUGAUCAAUGCCAUCAAGCUGUCAAUGUUGGCAUUUUAUAUUCGCUUGAUGGAAGGCCUUGGCCGUCGUUAUCAGAUACCAAUUUAUGUCGGGUUUGGUCUCGUGGCCGCGAGUUUCAUCGCUGGGGUUAUCACGAUCUUCACAUCGUGUGUCCCAUUCCACAAGAAUUGGCAGAUCAAUCCCGAUCCUGGCAACCAGUGCCAACCGGCAAUCGCGAAGCCGGUCAUUGGCGUAACCUUUGCCGCCAAUCUUCUCACAGACCCCUAUCUAAUCUUCAUCCCGAUUCCAAUGUUAUGGAAAUCAAGUCUCAGACUGAUUAAAAAGAUUGCAGUGACAUUUGUCCUGAGCGCCGGCAUUUUCGUUCUGGUCUGCGCGACGCUGAAGAGUGUCUUUUUACUAGUGGAACCCAACGAUGGCGCCCAAAUUGCCGACGAAUGGGGCACUCGCGAAACCUUCGUCGCCGUGGUAACAACGAAUCUGCCCAUGAUCUUCCAUCUCUUUCGUGUCUGGCUUGCAAAGGGCUUCGGGAGCAAGUUUGGCUCGUCUCACAAAACGCACUACAAGUAUCCCUCCGGCGCAUUCCAGAGAAUAGGCGCCCGAGGUGAUCCCAUGAGCCCGAAGGGCAGAGUGCAGCAAACUACGAACUCAAUCACGAAUGGAAUGACUUUGACAGAGAGUGAGGAGCGGAUGGUGGAUGGUGAUAUCAAUAUGAAGGAUCUGAGUCCAGUCGCGGCGCCUGGAGCCGAGUGGGAAGCGCCUGAUACAUCUUCGAGUGCUAUUGUGGUGUCUCACCAAAUCGAUAUCACGCAUGAGGCCAUUGGUCGAACGAGGGACCGGGGCAGACGAAUGACCAAGAGAGAUCAAACGCUCGGCCUCCCGCCGAACUCUAGCCCUGUUUGUCAAAUCGGGGCCCGCGUUCUGGAUUAUGUAUCAUCAAUCUCUAUUAUAAUAAAGCAGUCUCUUUAA